Dovyalis caffra is the source of this 321-nucleotide messenger RNA. NCBI's taxonomy places the organism in Eukaryota, Viridiplantae, Streptophyta, Magnoliopsida, Malpighiales, Salicaceae. The record is from the annotation of a GenBank genome assembly.
AUGUCGUCAGCAAAACCAAAGGCAGUGAAGCACACCCUAUUUGUGAAGUUCAAAGAUGAUGUCACCAAAGAGCAAAUUAUGAAAAUCGUAAAUGACUUCACUCAUCUGGUCAUUACAGUUAAAGCCUUGAAGAGUUUACACUGGGGCACUAAUCUGGGUAUUCACAACCUCAAUUACGGUUACACUCAUGCUUUUGAAACUACAUUUGAUGAUUUGGAGGGCUUGCAAGAGUAUCUUGAUUCUCCACUUGUUAAUGAAUUCGCAGAAGGAUUUUUGCCUACUAUGGAGCAACAAUUUGUGAUGGACUAUGAACUAUACUAA